GCAGUAACAGAGGCAUAGCGACCGUUGUUUUUAUGAAUUAAAUCCACCCGAUAGAUCACAUCUGUGCUCUGGGGGAUCGCUGAGAAUCACUCGUGCUAUCGUUGUUUGUUUACCGGGCAGGCUAGCCGCGUUGCUAGCACAGAAAACUUCGAUGUUUACCUAGCCGGUUAGCAGCGCUCUUUAGCCGUUAGCUCUGCUCAGAUUUAGCUCAAUGCUAACUUGCUAACUAGGCUAGUCGGUUAGCCGUGCGCGCGUGUCUGCAAAUGGCCGAUCCAAGAAAAGUGCCCUUUAUCACGUUGGCAUCCUACAACACCACCGGCAACACCACCUCCGCAUCAGCCACCACCGCUACCGCUACCACCUCCACCCCGGGACCGGAGUGCAAGAAGCGCCGGCGGGAGGAUGAAGCAGAGGUCGGAGGACUCGUGUCCGGCCCUUGUCCAUCUCCUGCUCCUGCUCCGGCUGCUGCUGGAGCUGCUGUGGGCUUUUUAAGUAACGGGAAAAGCGCCGGCACUGAGAACUCGGGAGCUACCGGAGAGAAUAAACCGACUGUAAGACUCACACUGACCCUGUCCGAGCCCAGCGACAAAUCCUCCUCAGAGUUCAACUACACCGAGCUCAUCCAGUCCUUCCAUAAGGUAAGAAAGCCUCCUGAUGUGCUCACGCCAGUUCUGGACCCGACCGACCCUCUUGCUGACCAAGACCGAGAGAGGCAGGAGGUUGAAGCUCUAGCCAGGAAAUUCGAGAGUAAAUAUGGGGGAACAGGAAAGAAGAAAAAGCGAGAUCGGAUGCAGGACCUCAUCGACAUCGGUUAUGGCUACGAUGAGACCGAUCCCUUCAUAGACAACUCUGAGGCUUAUGACGAGCUGGUGCCUGCGUCUCUUACCACUAAACUCGGAGGAUUUUACAUCAACACUGGAACUCUGCAGUUCAGAGCUGCGUCCGAGUCUGAGGACGAGGACAAGAACAAGGACGGAAACCACUUCAAGAAGCUGAAGGAUGGAGAGGACCGAGUGAUCAAGAGAAGAAAGAAAAAGCAGGAUGGCAUUUUAGAUGAGAAGAAACCCAGAAAAAACAAAGUACCAAAGCCAGGUGUGUCGGCUCUGAAUCGCCCCGAGAAGAAAAAGAGGAAGAAGCUGAUGAAGGACUCGCUCUCGCUGGCGGCCAUGAUCCGCCGCUUCCAGCGUGAGAAAGAUGAGAUGAGAAAGAAGAACCCCCCUGCUGCCGUCGCAGCCAGCCUUAAACCCCCUGCCGCCAACCGUGCCCUUAAUUCCCACUCCGUGGCCCCUGUGAACGACCUGGCCGACCUAACCAACGACCCGGGUGUGUUACCACUGCUGGGUGCAGAGAACGAGGAUCUGCAGGCUCUCCUGAGUGAGCUGGACUCUGUCUUCAUGAAUAUCCCCGAUACAGUGAGCCAGGAGGGCCAGAGCGAGGACGGCAGUCCUGUGGUCCAGAGAGGAGGCCUUUUAGCAGGGCGAGUUCAGAGGGCCAGUCUUAUCCCCCCUCCUCCCCUACCCGAUGGUUUACCUGCGCCCCUCGCAAAACGCAUCGAAGAUCUACGAGUGGCAUCUCGGCAGUUUGAUAUGGAGGGAAGGAAGAAGUUCUUCACGCUGGACAUGAACAACAUUCUGCAGGAUAUCGAGCUGCAGGUACAGGAGCAGCCAGCUGAAGUUCGCUCUGCAGUAUAUUCUCACCUGGAGGCCUUUGUACCGUGUAAUAAAGAGGCUCUGCUGAAGCGGCUGAAGAAGCUCAGUCUGAACGUGCAGGACGACCGUCUGAAAAACCCGCUGCUCAAACUCAAGCUGGCCGUGUGCAGCGCCAUGCCCGAGCAGAUCGCCCGCUACAACAUGGACUGCCUGGCAAAAGUGGCCAAGCAGCAGUCGGAGGACGGGGAGAAGAACGGCUCAGAGGAGGAGGAUGACGAGAGGCCGGGUAAACGGGUAAUGGGACCCCGCAAGAAGUUUGUAUGGGAUGACAAACUCAGAAAUCUGCUGUGUAAUCUGGUGCGGGCGAAGCUGGGAUGUUAUGAGGUUGAGGGUCAGACCUCUCCCUCUCCAGAAGACUACCUCAAAGCCUUUAUGGAAACUGAGGUGAAACCCCUCUGGCCUAAAGGCUGGAUGCAGGCCAGGAUGUUGAUUAAAGAGAGCCGCAUGGCCCACAGCCACCUCACAGGAAACAUGGUGAAGAAAAGGAUGGUCCCCACUCCCAAAGCAAAACCAAAGCCUCAGGAUGGUGCCUGGCUCCAGCAGUCACCCAUGUCCACCUCCACACCCACUGCCACUCCGGGGUCCCUCCCUCAGCGCCUACCUUCCCCCUCAGAACCCAUCUGUUUGUCGGACUCUUUGGACGAGGAUCUGGGCGGAGCUCCGUCUCUGGACUCCAUCUCUCAGGCUCUGGCUCUGCUCAGCAGUGCCGCCAAGGGCUUGAUCCAGUCAGACGGUCCUUCCUCACCUGAGGGUCCUAAACCUGUCAGUUCUGCCUCUAUGGUUGGCCCCGCUCCCCCCGUUAGCUCCUCCUCUCCACAGAUUAGUAAAAAGAACAAUCUGACGUCGGCUACUAGCAGCCCUAUUAUCGUCUCCUCAUCCAGCUCCUUAUCGUCUCCGUCUAUCUCUCGCCCCAUGCUCGUCUCUGUCUCUCCGUCUGUCCGGAACGAGGCGCUGAUGGUAGUAAAGCCUGGCACGGUCGGCAUGUCUCCAACACAGAGACACACCAUGACCACGCCCCAGCGUCCUGUCUCUACAACCGUCACGGGUAACAUCAACAAGUCCAGUGCCACGUCUUCGCCAAAGCCGAGGCCUCCGCCUACCUCAUCACCACUUCACCCUCCUCACAAGAAUUUCAGCCCAUCGCUGGUCACGCCCACAGGCCUUCACAAACCUAGCAAUAAUAACAUCGGUAGAAUAGGCGGGGUAGCCACGACACAGUCAGCUCAGCCUCACUCGACCAACCUGUCGAUAGCCUCCUCUUCAUACUCUCCUUCCUCUUCCUCCCCCUCCACCCCGUCUUCCUCCCACCUCAACGCCAAACCUCAGCCCAGAAACACCCCCUCCCCAGCUCUACUCAAACCUCAGCCCAGAAACACCCCCUCCCCAGCUCUACUCAAACCUCAGCCCAGAAACACCCCCUCCCUAGCUCUACUCAAACCUCAGCCCAGAAACACCCCCUCCCCAGCUCUACUCAAACCUCAGCCCAGAAACACCCCCUCCCCAGCUCUACUCAAACCUCAGCCCAAAAACACCCCCUCCCCAGCUCUACUCAAACCUCAGCCCCCUCAGCAUCAUCCUCAGCCGCAGUCCACGUUUGUCACACCCAUGCAGGCCACGCUCACGAAAUCGCCCCACAGCUCCAACUCGCCCAUCCUCAAGCUCACGCCGCGAGUCACGCCCUCCAGCUCCCCCUUGCCCACUAUCUCCAGGACGCCUACGUUACCCAGCAUGCAUCAGUACUCCCCCAAAGGCCCAGGCUUCCACGCGGGGUUCUCUGGAGUGGCGGCGGGUUACAACGCCUCCGUGGCGCAGCAGAAGAAUUCCUCUCAGGUGAACAACGCCGGUCUCGCAAGCACUUCCACCCCCGUUAGCAAGCACUCGAUGCCCGCCGCAAGCUCGGCCAAUCACGGCCAGCGGCAGAGGCCGGCCGGUGGAGCUAAUCAAGGGGUCAAACCCAUGGUGUCCAUUUCCUCGGUGACCGCUUCUCAGCUAUCACAGGUAUCAUCUAGCAGCCCUCUGCUGGCUUCAGGAGCUGCAAACCUCCCUCUGCUGGCUUCAGGAGCUGCAAACCUCCCUCUGAGCUUUGGGAUGCUGGGAGGUAUCACUCCAGUCUCUCUGCCUUUUCCGUUCCCCAGCCUGAUUAACCUGCCCACUGUAACGGGAACCAACGCUGGAGCUAGCAAUGCUAACCAAAGCGGCUCAGGAUACACCUUACAGCCUAAUGUCAGUCAGAGUCAGAGCGGCGACCUGAAGCGGAAGCUCUAACGCAAACUCCGUUUCCGUUGGACUUUAUUUUUUGUUUUUUUUUGGAGAAAUCAGAUGAAGUGACUUUCUGACGAUGGCUGUCCCACUGGAGAACCCACUCACGCAAGGACUGCUGGCUUAACCAAUACGAACGGCUCUAUUUUUUAAACCUUUUUUUCCUCAAUUGACUCGAUGCAGAAUCUGAUGAUGAUUAAUAAUGUCAGUGGACUGGAUGCUUUUUUUGGUGGAUGUUUACACACACAGACCUUAAUUGCUGUGGACGGGGAGGUUGUGUCCUGAGCGGGUGUAAACGCACCCGUACACACUCUGUGCGACGUAUGAACUCUUGAGUAGCGUGUGAAUGCUGUAGUUCCUCGUGAGUGAGUGAAUGGAUGGAUGGAUGGAUGGAUGAAUAAAUGGAUGCCUCCCUAUCUCAGGUCCAGGUGGAUGUCUCUUUGGUGCUGUCCCAGGUGGAAUUAUGGGGAAAAAAAGCCCCUGCUGAAUAACAGCAGACAUUUUCUACACAGAUGGAAGGUGGGGCUUCAAUUUGUGAUGUACUUGAAUUUUCUGAAGUUUGUCUACUUGAGCUGAACUCCACACUAGCGAAAUAAAAAGCAAUAGUUAGUUUAAGCUCCGGCUUUGCAGGAUA
This is a messenger RNA of Trichomycterus rosablanca, 4602 nucleotides long. RefSeq names its product ubinuclein 2b (gene ubn2b). Lineage: Eukaryota; Metazoa; Chordata; Actinopteri; Siluriformes; Trichomycteridae. The transcript is spliced from 15 exons. Gene Ontology annotation, biological process: chromatin organization. The coding region runs from base 264 to 3974 and encodes 1236 amino acids. The record is from RefSeq and is a predicted model, not a curated record. Gene Ontology annotation, cellular component: nucleus.